GAAAAACUCGUAAGUAAGUAAAUAAAUAAAUAAAUAGAAUCCUCCAAAAAUUUUUAAAAAAAAAAGAGAAGAAAUUUCGAAGGCUUUGAAAAAAAAAAAAUCGAACGAAGAAGAAUUUGUUAAGCGAUAGAUCUGUGGAUUACGAUGGAAGUGCCUGUCUCAUGGGAUGCUCUACGCAAACAGGCAAGGAAACUCGAAGCUCAGUUGGAUGAGCAAAUGAAUUCAUAUCGUAAGUUGGUCUCCAGUAAGGCUUCGAUAAAAAAUGACUUGGAAGAGAAUGGUAUUGAAUCUGGUAUCGACCGACUACUAAAACAGCUACAAGAAGUAAAUAUGAAAAUGCAAGACUGGGUCUCAUCUGGUGGAUCUGAAAUGGUUUCUCAUACCUUGACUAGGCAUCAGGAAAUUCUUCAAGAUCUCACUCAGGAGUUCUAUCGUCUUCGCUCUAGCCUUAGAGCUAAACAAGAACACGCUUCUCUACUGGAGGAUUUUAGGGAAUUUGAUCGGACUAGAUUAGACUUGGAAGAAGGUGUUGGUUCCACAGAACAAGCUCUACUUAAGGAGCAUGCGGCCAUCAGUCGAAAUACAGGACAUAUGGAUAAUGUUAUUUCACAAGCUCAAGCAACUCUUGGUGCACUUGUCCUUCAACGUUCUACUUUUGGGGGGAUUAAUUCAAAGCUCAGCAAUGUUAGCAGCCGCCUACCAACGGUAAAUCAGAUUCUGUCUGCAAUAAAGAGGAAAAAGUCUAUGGAUACCAUCAUUCUCUCUCUGGUUGCAUCUGUAUGCACAUUUCUUAUCUUCAUCUACUGGUUGAGCAAGUGACAAAGUAUGUAUGCAUGUAUGUUAUGUUGCUGGCCAAUGAUGGGUGAAACAGGAUCCAUUCGAGGUGUAUGGUGCUAAGAAGGGUUAUUAUCUUAUGUUGUGUAAGUUGAUAUUGACAUUUCUAGUGGGCACUGCAUCUUGCCUUCACUAUGGGUUUCCCAGUAUAGGUAAAUUUCAACAUUCACAUAUGCUUUAUUAUUUCGUUUUUUGGGUAUCAUCCAUGUUAAAUGAGUAAAGCUACAAAUAAAAGAGUGUUUCAUUUCA
This is a messenger RNA of Gossypium raimondii (Peruvian cotton), 1083 nucleotides long. Its product is annotated as Golgi SNAP receptor complex member 1-1. Gene Ontology annotation, molecular function: SNAP receptor activity. The record is from RefSeq and is a predicted model, not a curated record. Gene Ontology annotation, cellular component: Golgi medial cisterna; cis-Golgi network; SNARE complex. Lineage: Eukaryota; Viridiplantae; Streptophyta; Magnoliopsida; Malvales; Malvaceae. The transcript is spliced from 5 exons. Gene Ontology annotation, biological process: vesicle fusion; endoplasmic reticulum to Golgi vesicle-mediated transport. Bases 145 to 819 code for a protein of 224 amino acids.